Malus domestica (apple) is the source of this 982-nucleotide messenger RNA. RefSeq names its product probable glutathione S-transferase. Gene Ontology annotation, molecular function: glutathione transferase activity. The record is from RefSeq and is a predicted model, not a curated record. Gene Ontology annotation, biological process: glutathione metabolic process. Lineage: Eukaryota; Viridiplantae; Streptophyta; Magnoliopsida; Rosales; Rosaceae. Gene Ontology annotation, cellular component: cytoplasm.
CUAGAAAAUCAUAUACACAGGAGAAAAUCGAUAGAGAUGUCGACGGAAGAUGUUGUUCUUUUGGACUGCUGGGUUAGCCCUUUCUGCAUGAGGGUGAAAAUUGUGUUGGAGGAAAAGGGCAUCCAAUAUGAAGAGAGAGCUGAAGAUCUAUUUGGAGGCAAGAGUGAGCUGCUCCUCACAUCCAACCCGAUUUACACCAAGGUGCCUGUGCUGCUUCACAAGGGAAAACCAGUGUGUGAGUCAAGCAUCAUUGUUGGCUACGUUGAUGAGACCUGGGCUUCUCCACCAUUGCUCCCAUCUUGCCCUUAUGCUCGUGCUCAGGCCAAGUUCCAGGCCGACUACAUUGACAAAAAGCUGUACGAUGCAGGAAGCAGUAUAUGGAGGACCAAAGGAGAAGCACAAGAGGUAGCUGUAAAAGACUUUAUAGAAGUCUUAAAGCAGCUAGAGAAAUUUCUCGGGGACAAAGAUUUCUUCGGUGGAGAUAGCUUUGGUUUUGUUGACAUCAUAACGAUCGGUAUAACGAGCUGGUUCUCUGCAUAUGAAAAGUUUGGAAACUUCAAGGUUGAAGACCACACACCAAAGUUGUCUGCUUGGAUUAAUAGGUGCAUGCAGAGAAAGACAGUAGCCAAAGUCAUUCCAGACCCAGAAAAAGUCUAUGAAUUCGUCAUCAAUCUCAAAAAGAUGAUGGGAUUUGAAUAGAGAUCGAUAAUCCUUACUUCGUUGAUGAUCGGAUUUACUAGUACUUUGUGUACUUGAUCUCUUAAUUUCUGUUCUAAUACUUUGAAAAAUAAGGAACAAAUAAUCAUGCUCCUUCUUGAUCAGUCGCUGUAUUGUACGAGAAUAGGAAAAUGAGUCUUCUCAAGGGGGACAGUUUGAAAACUUUUGUUUUCAGCUAAAUAAAUGGAACUUUGUGACAUGUUAUGAUUUUGUAAUUUUGGCCUCUCUCUUUAAGUAAAGUUCAAUGUUGCAGUGUUUUGUAGAA